Adineta ricciae is the source of this 375-nucleotide messenger RNA. The record is from the annotation of a GenBank genome assembly. NCBI's taxonomy places the organism in Eukaryota, Metazoa, Rotifera, Eurotatoria, Adinetida, Adinetidae.
AUGGGUGAUUCAACAGUCAGUACAAACGAAAGCAUGAUAUGGUGCGCGAAAACGGGCGAACUUCAAUCGUUGAAGACUCUUCUCAAAGAACAUCCGGGAAAGGUGAAUGAGCAAAUGAAUGGCCGAUCGUUAUUACACUAUGCAGCCGAUGCAGGAAAUUUCGAUGUAUUGAAAGAACUUGUUAAUAACGGUGCUAACGUUAACAGUAAAGAUAAAUUUGGUUUGACGCCACUUCUUGCUGCAAUCUAUGAAGAUCAUACGGACUGUGUGAAAUAUCUUCUUGAACAGGUUUGUGCUCGUGGUUUACUAUUUAAUCCUGAGUUUACUCUAUUUAAUAACACAAAGACGCAUCUGCCCUCGGAUUACGCUCAUUAA